This is a messenger RNA of Pedinophyceae sp. YPF-701, 2949 nucleotides long. Lineage: Eukaryota; Viridiplantae; Chlorophyta; Pedinophyceae. The record is from the annotation of a GenBank genome assembly.
AUGAAGCUCAAGUGUAGGAAGAGCGAUCCGCAGGCCUUGAAGGCCGUCCUGGCGGCGGGGAGCGCGAAGCUCACGAUCGACGCUGUGGCGCCAGGCAGGGAGGCAGCUGCUGCGCACUGCGCGCCCGCCGGCCCGGCGCCCCCGCAGGAAUUUCCGCUCCUCCUCGUCGACGGAGACGCGCCGGGGUCGCUCUCGGACCCGAACGCGAUCGCGCGCAGGGUCGGCGGCGAGCGCGUCUUGCCGAAGGAGGCAACUGGCCUGGUCGAGACGUGGUGCGAAUGGGAGGAGACAGUGCUGCGGCCCGCCGUGUACGGCACCGGCGCGGACCUGGCCGCGGCCCUGAAGAAGCUGGAGGGCGCGGUGAAGAAGGGCGCCUCCGUCACCGGCCACGCCCAGCCGAACACCCUGGCCGACGUCGUCAUCGCCGGCACCCUCCACGCAGCCGCCCCGCUGCCCGCGGGCGGCGCUGCCGCCGCGUACGUCCAGUCCGUCCUCGCCGCCUGCGGCUACAAGGACGACAAGUACCCGAUGGACGCCGUCGCGGACGUCGUCGCGGAGGACCGCGCGGCCGCGCUGCAGCACCACCCGAAGGCUCCGAUUCCCGGCGCGAAGAACAUCUUGAUCACGUCGGCCCUGCCGUACGUGAACAACGUGCCACACCUGGGCAACAUCAUCGGGUGCGUGCUGUCCGCGGACGCGUUCUCGCGGUUCUGCCGGGCGCGCGGAUACAACACGCUGUACGUCUGCGGCACGGACGAGUACGGCACGGCCACCGAGACGCGCGCCAUCGAGAUGGGAGUCACGGAACAGGAGCUGUGCGACCACUUCCACGCGAUCCACGCGGAGAUCUACGAGUGGUUCGACAUCGACUUCGACAAGUUCGGGCGCACGCCGACGCGCGCGCAGACGGAGAUCGCGCAGGGCAUCUUCCGGGACCUGCACGGGCGCGGGCUGCUGUCCGUGCAGACGAUGGAGCAGCUGUACUCGGAGAAGCUCGGGAAGUUCCUCGCGGACCGCUACGUGUCCGGGAAGUGCCCGAAGUGCGGCUACGACGACGCGCGCGGCGACCAGUGCGACGGCUGCGGCAACCUCCUCAACCCCACCGAGCUCAUCGAGCCCCGGUGCAAGUUCACGGGGACCAAGCCGGUGAUGCGCAAGACGAAGCACGCGUUCCUCGACCUCCCGCAGCUGGAGGGGGAGCUGAAGAAGUACGUCGAGGCGGCGUCGGCGCAGGGGGGGUGGUCGGCCAACUGCCUGGCGACGACGCACGCGUGGAUCCGCGACGGGCUCAAGCAGCGGUGCAUCACGCGCGACCUGAAGUGGGGCACGCGCGUCCCGCUCGAGGAGCUCCAGGACAAGGUCUUUUACGUGUGGUUUGACGCCCCGAUUGGGUAUCUGAGCAUCACGGCGAACUACACGACUGAGUGGGAGCGGUGGUGGAAGAACCCGCGCGACGUCGAGCUCGUGCAGUUCAUGGGCAAGGACAACGUCCCGUUCCACACGGUCAUCUUCCCGUGCACGCUCCUGGGCACGGGCGGCGACUGGACGAUGAUGCACCGCAUCAGCGUGACCGAGUACCUGAACUACGAGGGCGGCAAGUUCUCCAAGUCGCGCGGCACGGGCGUGUUCGGCGGCGACGCGCGCGACACGGGCAUUCCCGUGGAGGUGUGGCGGUUCUACCUGCUGUCCAACCGCCCCGAGUCCGCCGACUCGGACUUCCAGUGGGACGACCUGGCGCGCAAGAACAACUCCGAGCUCCUCGCGAACCUGGGCAACUACGUCAACCGGUGCAUGAACUUCGUCUUCUCCCGCUUCGACGGCGUCGUCCCCGCGGCGGCACGCGCGGGUCCGCAGGCCGAGGCGGUGGCGGCGCUCGGGCGCGAGGUCGGGGAGCUGUGCGCCAAGUACGUGGACCUCAUGGACCGCAUCAAGCUGCGCGACGGCCUGUUCCAGGCGAUGAUGGUGUCCAAGGCCGGCAACCUCUUCAUCCAGGAGAACAAGCCGUGGGACCUGUUCAAGGCGGACAAGGGGGCGUGCGGGACGCUCAUGGCCGCGACGAUCGGCCUCGUGGGCGUGCUCGCCGUGCUGAUGCAGCCCUUCAUGCCGUCGUUCUCCCGCAAGGUGCUCUCGCAACUCAACCUCCCCUGGGACUUCACCCUGUGCCUGGACGACACCUUCCUCGCGCGCGUCCAGGACAUCGCGACGUUCGUCCCCGCGGGCCACCGCAUCAACAAACCCGCCCCCAUCUUCCGCAUGAUCUCCGACGACGAAGUCGCCAGCUUCCGCGCCAAGUACGGCGGCCGCCAGGCCGCGCCCGCCGCGUCCGGCGACGGCAAGAAGGACGCGGGCGACAAGAAGGGCGAGGCCUCGGGCGCGGGCAAGACGGACAAGAAGGAGAAGAAGGCCGCGGGCGGCGGGGGCGCGAAGGGCGCGGCCGCGGCGGACCGGCCCGUGGACGUCACGCGCGUGGACCUGCGCGUGGGCGUCAUCCGCAAGGCAUGGAAGCACCCGGAGGCGGAGUCGCUGUACGUCGAGGAGAUCGACCUGGGGGAGGAGUCUGGGCCGCGGACGGUGGUGUCGGGGCUGGUCAAGUUCAUCCCGGAGGACCAGAUGCAGAACCGGCGCGUGGUGUGCGUGUGCAACCUCAAGCCGGCCAAGAUGCGCGGGAUCCUCUCGCAGGCCAUGGUGCUGGCCGCGAGCGACAAGGCCGGCGAGAAGGUCGAGCUGGUGACGCCGCCGGAGGGCGUGCCGCCGGGCGAGCGGCUCACGUUCCAGGGCUACGAGGGGGAGCCAGACGCGCAGCUCAACCCGAAGAAGAAGGUGUUUGAAGGGGUGUCGCCGGACUUUACGUCUCGGGAGGACAAGAUCUGCACGUACAAGGGCGUGCCGUUCAUGACCUCGAAGGGGCCGUGCACGGUGGACAGCAUCGUCGGCGCGGACAUCCGGUGA